Molecule: messenger RNA, 3887 nt
Organism: Caenorhabditis angaria
Lineage: Eukaryota; Metazoa; Nematoda; Chromadorea; Rhabditida; Rhabditidae
Source: the annotation of a GenBank genome assembly
AUGCGUCUCCCAACUUCGAAAUUUCAAAAAUAUAUGCAAAGGUUUUUCUAUCGGCUUGGAUUAUCAAUUGGAAAUCAUCCGAAGCUAUAUAUUGUCUCAUUACUUGUUUUCACAAUUUUCGCUUGUUCAGGAUUCUUGCGAUUUCAUCAGGUGACUUUGAUAACUUUGUUAAAAAAACAACAUGUAGAUAAGACAUUUUUCUGAUAAUUUUUUGAAUAUCAGCAAAUUACAGAGAAAUUUGUUGAUUAAACAGACAACUAUGUAGUUUAUGAUGAAAAAACAAAAAAUAAAAUCAAAAUUUAAUUUCUUAAUUUUUAGAUCAACAAUGCUCGUGUAACAUUCACCGCUCACGAUUCUCCAAGUCAUUUGGAGUCUGCGAUGUUUUCAAAAUUUCUGAAACAAAAUGGAUCACUUCAUAUGAUUGAAGUUAUUGUCUCAGCAAAUGAUAAUGGAAAUCUUUUACGUGGAGCAUGGAGAAAUCAACUCAAAAAUUUGACAAAUGAAAUUAUAAAUGAUGUCAAAACAAAUGAAUCUGAACUAUAUUUCGGCGAUUUAUGUGAACCAUAUUGUGAGAAAAACGAUGCUUUAUACGCAGUUUUGGAUAUUUUUGAUGAUCGGAAUACUAGUGAACCAGAUAGUUUUGAAUUAAAAUACCCGAGUUCAAUUCUUCUUGGACAUCAAGUAUUUCUUGGAAAUAGUUUGUAUGGUGUGACAAUUGAAGCAAGCACCGGAAAAAUUAUAAGCUUCAAUACAGUACUCUUGAGAUAUUAUUUGACUCAUAGAGAAUUGGCACCAAUGGUAGAUUUUGAAAAUCAGGUAAAACUCUCGAGGUUAUUUUUAUGUAAUUUUUAAAAAAUUCAGCUAAUGGAUCUUAUUUAUAAUACUUCAAAAUAUCCGCUUCUCAAUGCUCAGCUGGGAUCAGAUGUCCAAGUUGCAAAAGAAGUCAAAAAACUUGGGACAUCAUCAGCUCCAUAUCUCGGAUUAUCUUUAAUUUUCUUGAUAUUUUUCCUAUCAAUUUGCUCUUUGCGAUAUUAUUGGAGUGAAUCAAAACCAAUUGAAGCUUGUCUUGGAGCUUUUAUUCCAGUUCUUUCUGGUUUAACCACAAUUGGAUUGGUAUCAGCAACUGGUCUCGCAUUUCAAAGUAUUGUUGUUUCAACACUUUUUCUUGUUUUGGCAAUUGGAAUUGAUGAUGUUUUUAUUAUAUUGGCUGCGUGGCAUCGAACUGAUAGAUCAUUGACUAUUCCUGUCAGAAUCGCUCGAACUGUUGAAGAAGCUGGAUGUUCAAUGACAGUAACAACAGUAACAAAUUUAAUAUCGUUUGGAAAUGGAGUUUUUUCGACAACACCAAUUUUGCAGGUGAGUAAUAUCUAUAUUUUCAAAAGUUAAACAAAAAUCCGAGAUCUUGAAAAUAAUUGUAUUCCAGACAUUUGCAAUUUAUUCAUCGGCUGCUUCUGUUAUUUGUUUUAUCUAUCAACUUAUUAUUUUUCCCGCAAUAAUUGCAAUAACUGCACCAAAAGAAUAUAAUAAUUCGAAAAAUGAACGAACAAUUAAAAUAAUCAAAAAAGGAUCUGAAUUUGGAGAUAAAGUAUGGAUUUGGUUAGCAGAAAAGAUCGAAAAAUCAUGGAUGAAAUUAUUUGUGAUUUUGAUUUUGUGCAUUUAUUGGUUUAUUGCAGCUGAAGGAAUUAUUAGUAUGAAAACAGAUUUAUCGAUUCAAAAAAUGGGUGACAAAAACUCUUUAAUUGUGAAAUUCAAAGAUACACUUGAUGCAAUUUCAAGAGAAAUGCAAUCAGUUGCAAUUCUUGUUAAUUCACCAGGAGAUCUUAGAAAUGCAUCAAAUAUGGAGCAAAUUCAAAAAAUGGUUGAGGAAUUCGAAAGAGCUACUUAUAGUUAUGGAAGUGAUUCAACAGUUUGCUGGAUUUCUCAAUAUUUGAAAUUUUUGGAAUUUUAUGAAGAAGAAAGUUCCGAAUUCAGUUAUCAAUCUUUUGGAGCUUUUCUGAAAGUUGAACCACAAUUCAAACCAAUGAUUCGAUAUAACUUGGAAAAAUGUGAGAAAAAUGAUCCAAAAUGUAUUGAAUCUUUUAUAUUUACAACUGGUUUUACAUCAGUGGCAAAGUGAGUCAUAUUUUGUUUUUCUUGUUUUCUCAAAAAAAAAACCUGAAACAUUUUUUCAGAUAUCACGAAAUGUUCCCCUUACUUCAAGAAUGGCGUCGAAUUGCUUCAAAUUAUCCACAAUUCCAAAUUUAUCCAUACACUGAACGCAGUAAUUUUGCUGAUCAAACAAAUGAUAUGGUAUCAAAUAUUUGGCAAACUGUUUUAUCUGAAGUUGUUUGUAUGGCAAUUUCAUUCAUCUUAUUCGUACCAGAUAUUAGUUCAAUCUUCUCUGCGGUUUUCAGUUUAUUAUCCGUAAAUCUCGGUGUAUUCGGAUUUUUAUCAAUUUGGGGAGUUGGAAUGGAUCCAAUAUCUUUGGCAGCAUUGCUCAUGUCAAUUGGAUUUUCUGUUGAUAUAACUGCACAUAUAAGUUAUCAUUAUUAUCAAGUCGAAGAAAAAAGUUCUCGAAAGAAACUCGAACAUGUUUAUCAAAAUAUUGGAUGGCCAACAAUGCAAGGUGGAAUUUCAACAAUGUUAGCUAUGUUACCAAUAAUCAUAAGUCCAAGUUAUCUUGGAAUGGUAUUUUUGAAGACUGUUGUUUUGGUAUCAACUUUCGGACUAAUUCAUGGAUUAAUUGUACUUCCCGUUUUCUUGUCAAUAAUGACUAGAAAAUCAGAGAAUACCAAGAUGUAAUUUUAUUUGUUUUACUGGAUUUUUUACGGGUUUAUAACGCUUGCUCAUAAUAAUAUAUCUACCUUUUUAAUAAAAUCCCGAUUGGGUGGUGUCUCGAUGAAAUCUGGAUUUUCAAUGGGCCCCUGUUCUCAUUUUUUGUAUGUCGAAAUUUUGGACAUUUUUGAUUUUUGCCCCUUUUUUCUGAAAAUCAUACCUUCAAGAACGUUCAAAAGGAUUCGAUCCUGGACGUUGUGAACAAAAAACACGUGAUCUUACCACUUGACCAUUUCUGACACAAGAAACUUUACCCAAUAUUUUUCAAUGAAGCUCAAAUCUCACCUGUUAGUUUUGUUCUACCCCCCUCCCCCAAACCUCAAAAUAAACUAACUUGACUGGCCUGUUCCGUGAAAAGGUGUAAAUUUCUUUGAAUGUCCUGCCCAAACGAAAUAUCUUCUUGAUCGGAAGCCUGAAAUUUCUACAUUCUUUUUCUCAAAAUCUUCGCCUUUUGUUAAACUUACAUCAGAUAAUGGCAAUUGUGGAUUUGAUGGGAUCCCUGCAUUCUGUGACGGUUGUCUCUGAAAAAUAAGACAAUUAAAAAAUGUACCAAAUCAGCCCAUUAAUAAUACUUUCUGCGCAGAAAAAAACCAAAAAAAAAAUGAUUCAAUUCGAAAAAAACGUUCAAUAAAUAGUUUCUUUUCAAAUAAAAAGCAUAUAUAUAUAUAUAUAUAUAAUAUAUAAAUCUCUAACCAUCUCUCUAUUUCCCACACUCUCUCAUCUACCCUGCAAAAAAAAACAAAAUAAACACGCUAAACAACGCGCACGCUGAGUAUCGUUGUUUUUCUUUUAUUUUUUUCACGACAUUUUUAUUUUUUGAUUUUUUUUCUCGUUUUUGAGUGGUUUUUUUCAGCGCGGAAAGUGUUAUUAAUUGGGUGAUUUGGUACAUUUUUUUAAUUUUCUUAUUUUUUUCAGAGACAACAGUCACAGAAUGCAGUGGUUUCAUCAAAUCCACAAUUGUCAUUUUCUGAUGUAAGUUUAAGAAUAGGAAAAAAAUUUUGAGAAAAAGAAUGUAGAAGUUUCAGGCUUUCGAAAAAGAUGUUUCGUUUGGACAGGACAUUCAAAGAUAUUGA